This is a messenger RNA of Procambarus clarkii (red swamp crayfish), 5969 nucleotides long. The record is from RefSeq and is a predicted model, not a curated record. Lineage: Eukaryota; Metazoa; Arthropoda; Malacostraca; Decapoda; Cambaridae.
GGGAGGUCAGUAUGGCGAGGGGCUGCCAGCGUCGCCAUGGACGGCUCCACCUCCUGCAUCCUUCACCGCCUCCCUGACGAGCUCCUCCUCAGGAUACUCUCCUGUGACUGUAUUACAGUCCACGACCUGGCCACCGCUGCGGCUUCCUGCUCCAGACUCAGGAAUAUCGUGGAGACGCAGAGGCUGUGGCGUGUGAAGGUUAAGUCCCACUGGCCUAAAGUAUGGGACGAACUCCCAUGUAAACACGAAGUCGUCGACUGGCAUGAUGAAGUGAAACAAUUGAUGUGCUUUAGUAAACAAGUACGAAAAUUAGUUUCUGGCCUGAGCCCUCGUCUGUACCAAGACUUGCACCUCACGGCAAACUUACAUCUUACUACACCUGUCUACAAUGAAGUGGAUGCACUUGUUGCAUCAACCAACUAUGCUCCCUAUUAUGUUCUUAAUGCAUUAAGAAUGAUUGUAGAAGAUGGAGAACAACACCCGUGGGAACCAUCAAGGUCCGAUCCACAAGAACAGCAGCAGCAGCAGCAGCAGCAGGCUAUUCAGCCAAGACCUAAUUGGCAGCGGGUGUUGCCAGUGUUGACCUCAUCCCGCCGUGCUAUAAGAUAUGAAAACAUGACGGAGAAGUACUAUGCUUUAAAGGUAAUGAGUCAUGUUCAUCAAGGAAUAUGCAUACGUGAAUGGGAGGAGUUUAUGGCACGGCCACCAGCUCAGCAGUCUUUGGAAACAGGUGCAAUACUUAUGGCAAGAUGGUUCCAACCACAUGCAGAUGUUAGCGUAAAGCAGGUGACAAGUCAGAUUGAUGAUAUAGCAAAGGAAUGUCUUAAGGAGCUUCGUGUCAAUCACUCGGACCAUCCAAUGCUCUCGGCUGCACUAAUUCUGCCCAGCCAAAUCCUACAAGAAUCCAAAUGGUCACCAGAGAGGUGUAGACAACUCUUCAAGUGCAUCAACCAUGUGUUGUUUACUCAGAUGAAAAUGACUGGAAACAGUGAAGAUUAUUACAACCUCAAAAACUCUCUCAUAAAUGAAGUACUUAGUACAAAAAAAGGAAUUCCUAUCACCAUGUGCAUAAUAUACAUGGCUGUAUGUCAUCGACUGGGCCUGCAUUUGGAGCCUGUUAACUAUCCUUCUCAUUUUGUCAUCAGAUGGAAAAUACCAGGAACAUAUGAGUAUGAAUAUAUAGAUGCAUUCAAUAAGGGCCAACGCCCUAUUGCUAAAGUGCUUCGGGGAGAGAUGCCAGAAGGUGUUGGACUAGAUCAGAUGCCCCUGACAUCAUGUGGGCCAAUGCAAGUAUUUCAUCGGAUGAUCAGAAACAUUAUGAGUGUUGCCCAGAUGCAAGGUCAUAUCUUUGAACAUAUUGAACUUUUUUGUCCUGCUACAGAGCUGAUGAGUCUACUGAUCCCUGCUGAUCGUAGUGUCCAAGGAUUAUUACUAAGGAUAUACUACUCAUUAGAGGUUCACUAUGAUCGCAUUGUGACUGGGUGUCGACGUCUGCUGGCUCAAGAUGCCUCUCCAAUAUAUGAAGAAAUGUUGUCAGAAUGUGAGCAGAUAUUGAAAAAUCAGAGUGUAGCACCAAAACCCAUUGAGCCAAAUUUUAGAAGCAAAGAAAUUGCUUAUGCCACAGGACUAGUGAUGCAGCACAAGCGUUAUAACUAUACUUGUGUAAUAUUUGGAUGGGAUAAGGAGUGCAAGAUGCCACCUGAGUGGGUCCAUCGGAUGGGUGUGCAUAAUCUUCAAUACAAGACCAAGCAGCCCUUCUAUAAUGUUCUUGUCUAUGACGGCUCACACAGGUAUGCAGCUCAGGAGAAUUUAGAAGUGGCACUACAACCAACACCUGUUACUCAUGCAGAUGUUGGUAAGUAUUUUAAGGUGUUUACAGGCACGCACUACAUACCUAAUGCUGAACUGUUAAAGGAAUAUCCAGAAGAUGAGGCUGUGAGAAAUGUGAUCUUGAGAGCGAGAGGACUCUUGUAGCAUCUCUUCAGUACAAAAUAGUAGAAUACAGCAUACCAAUGCUAUAAUUUUAUACAAUUUUACUGUGAGAGAUUAGUUAUGCAUUGUAUUAUAAACUGUAGCCACAGUGUACUUGAACUAAGACUUAGCUGUAUUUAGCAUAAUCUUGUUGAGGUGUAAACAUCUUGUAUAAAUGGUUUAUACAAAUACAGUACUGAUAAUUAAUAAAUGAUGUAACCAUAAAUUUAACAUUGUGUAAAUAUAGUUUUGCAUGAGAAUGAAGUGCACUAAUCAAGGGAAAUAAUAACCCAAUAUUUUGAAAACAUGAGGAAAUAGAUAUCAGUCUACAUUUCCUCGUGUUUUCAAAAUAGGGGGUUAUUAUUUUCAUAGUUUUGCAUAUUGACAUGCAUUUUUGUCUUCGUCUCUGUCUGUCUUGGUUUGCGUGUCUCAAUCCACAACACGACUAAUUUGUGUUUUGAACUUAUUUGUGUGUUACCUCAUUUGCCUGCCCUUAACUGGAACAGACUUCCUAUAUCCACUUCUGUUUCCCUCUGCAUCCUAUAUGUUGUUCAUGUAUUCCCUUGGGUUCUUCUCUUAGUGUUAUUAGAAGAGUCCUCUUAAGCCUGUCCUCAGAGUUCAGUUCUUUUGUCUCUGGUGUUGGUAUUGUAGCAGUUCUCCGGAUUCUCAAGUUUUGUUCUUAUCCUACACAAGGAGGGGGUUUCAUGCUGAUGUUGCAAUUUCUAGGACUGGUCCAGCAUUUGCUGUGUAUAAUACUCAAGACAAUUCCUUAAUCGGAUGACUAAAUACUCUCCUUAUGUUUGGCAUUAGUUUCUAGGAGUAAUAUCUAAAUUAUGAAAUCAAUGUGGGAUAAGGAAAAUCUUAUCUAAAAUAUAUUGGAAUGUAAUCACUUGUCUUUCAGUACCAAAGAAAUUUGUUUACUAAUAAUUUUAGAAUUUAAAUGUUUGGAAUUGAAAUAUUUCUUGUAUAAUCAUGCAGAAGGUUCAUUACGGGGUUCAUCUUUUAUGGUCAAUCAGAAAGUCAAUUUAUGGUCAAUUUUAUGGUCGAUUCAUCAUUCAUUAAAUGCUGCCAGAAAGUAAAAAUUUAGAAGCAUGAAAUUAUUAAGGCACAUCGUAAUAUAGAUGAGCACAAGGAUAGUAAAUGAGUGUAAAAAUAGCAGCUGGAGGUAGUACUGUAGGCAGACAUUGAAAAGUAUAACUUGUGUAUUACUUUUUCAACUGCCACCAUUGCAAUGGCAUAUCAACUCGUAUACACAUGAGAUGUGCAAUGAAUAAUCUCGCUAUGAAUGACAGCUGUACAGCAGUUAUCAUAAUGAAAAAAUGUUUGUCUGAGCAAGGGCACAGUUGUAAAAUGUAAUUAAUUUUGAUAUACAGCUGUAUUUCAUUUUGAAUGUACUUAGUUUGUACGCAAAUUGUGCUCACAGAUUUGUUACUACUAGAGGUUACAGGAGUACAGGCUUCCUGACUUUUUUUUUCACAACUAAGCACUCUUUCCCAUAACUUAGUGAAGCCUAGCCCUAUUAGUUUCCCAAAAACUUGAUCCAUUGAUUGAUUCACAACCAGGUGUUCAGUCACUGCUGGGUAAAUAGGAGUACACAUUGAAGAAACUAUGCCCAAUUGUUCCUCCCUGGCCAUAGCUUGAACAUAAGUCAGUCUCACUUGUGAGGAGGGUUGUGUUAAGGCACUAAUCACGGCAGCAGAAGGUGCUUAUAUUGCAUAUAAGCCUGUGCCCAAAUUAAUGGAUUUAGUAGCACAGCUAUAUAUGAAGAUUUGUAAUAAACAAGAAAACUUAUUGUAAUAAGGAACUACAAGAUGUCAAGUUUGGAUCUUUGUGUGUUGGGGGGGAAGCUGUCUGUCUCCAGAACCUAGAGGUUAAUGUGCUCUUGUUUACAGUACCAAUAUAACCAUUUUUAAGCUGAGAAGUAAAUUUCUAGUCUUGUUCUGUGAAGGUUAAGGGGACACACAUUGUAGAAGUGAUCUAGCCUGUCUUCAGUGGGAAAGAAAAUAGAAACAAAUCAUCUGUGUCAUGUAGGUAGACCAAUAAAUAUUAGUUGCCGUCCACCUGUUGGUGCUACCCCACUUGUGCCUUCCAGUUUCAGUCAAAAUUUCUUAUCUAUGCAGUUCUAUCUUAUCCUGCACUGCAUUUUAUUAAUUGUAUCAUGCUUUUUCUUCCAGUUAUUCUCAUUUUGUCCUUCUAGCUUUUCCCACUAGAGACUUUCUCAUGUGUAUUAUAUGCUUCCUAAAGGAAAUCCUUUUACAUAUUCUUGCUUAGCAGUGCAAAUUUGUGGUUACCGCAGUGCAAGCAGUUGGCAACUUCUUCACUUACAUGAUAAUUAGACAAAUAUGUUGAACACUGCCAAAAAAGAAUGGAGAAGACUCAAAAUAAGGCUCUAGAAAAUGGUGUUUCUAGGGAGAACAAGGCAUAAUGAAUGAUAGCUUUGAUACUAUUCAGAUGCUUGGAAUGCAAAGGUACAUUCUGUGGGUGAAGGCAUUAUGGGCAAAACUGUACAAACAUAUGUAAAGGGGUGUCUUCAUUUUAUAACAUAUAUAAGGGUUUCUUGUUAUUGAAAUAUCAAUGAUAAAUAAGCCUUCAAAUAUUCCAGAUGUUGUUAUUUAAGUUUCAAAUACCAGAAAAUAAGUUUUGUGGAGGUUUCUCCAGUCUAUGAUAUAAAUAGGUAUUGUUCUGUUUAACGUGGGAAAAUAAAGAACUGGACCUUUGCCACUUGCAUAUGAAUGUCAUGUGAUAUUUUGUUUGUGUAUUUCAUGUCUUGGAUGCCACUGAUAAACCAGUAGACUAUUACUGUGAAGUUGAUGUCUUACAUUAUAAGAGAAGCAAGUUGCUACCCGGCUCAUGGUUGGUGCAUUCAGUGUAAUAAAAACUGAGAAGUGUGUGGAGGUGGAGCAACUGGCCAACAGUUACAAUUACUGUACUUAGCAUCUGCCUUCAUCACUUGGCCAUUUGUUUCUUCAGAAUUUUUGUUAUUUUGCUGUUUGUACUUCAAAGUAUUCUAAAAUUUUACCUUUUUAAGACCAUUUAUUUAACAUAAAUUAUAAGUGUGCUGAAAUUGAGUAAAUAUUCAGAGAAAAUUUAAACAAAUAAGGACAGGAAAUCUGUUUUAUCAGUUACAGUAAUAGUACCCCCACCCAGUUGCUUAUAGUAUUUUAUUUAUUAUUAAUAUGUAUGUAUGGCCAAAGGUUGUCAAGUAUGUUGCAAGUUUAGUAUCAAUAGUUUUACAUAUCAAGAUGUGUUUGAAACAGUGUUAAUGGUUUAAUUAAAAUGGCUCGAUUUAAAAAUUAUGGACUAGUCCCUUUCUUUGUUAAAGAUAGCUUAAUUAAUUGCCUCAUGUUGGGUAUUGGUUGAACUUCCCAGUAAGUUCAUUGCAUCUGUGAUGAGUUCUCUCUCAGAUUCUUUCAGUGAAUAAGUUUAGUCAGUUAAAACUGACCAUUCUGCAAUGAAUUAGAUACAGUAAUUACAUAAUGUUUCUGUGUAAGAGUGAAAGAGGUUGGCUGUCAUGAUGGCAAUCAUACUGAUGUUUUAUCAGUGUCUAGUCACCUUAGGUUAGAAUAGGUAUCAAGAGUAGGACAUUUUCAAGUGAAAAAAUGCUAUACAUUCUUUACAAUGAUUUGUUACCAUACUUUUGUUAUUGGAAUGUGAUUUAUUGCCUGUAUCCCAAGUUCAUGUUUCAAUAAGCUACCAUAACUCAUGUCAUUGGUUCAGUGAAUUAGCAGUUCUGCCUUUGUGAUGCAGUCUUCUGAAUAAUAAGCAUUUGGUAGUGUAUUACUACUGUUUGAAAUAACUUGCUUCCUGCAAUAUACAGGGUUUUCAACCUGUAUCAUUUUUACUGUCAUAAUGUUUGUUUAUAAAAACAUAAUACAGUAUAUAAUUUUGUCCAGAAACUGACCAUGUGUGUAUGUGUGUGUUUACUCUGUAACAAUAUAAAUUCAACCUUGUACAUUUUUAAGCUACUGUUUAUGAAAAUUUAUAUGUAUAUAAAUAUA